Messenger RNA from Danio aesculapii, 2614 nucleotides. RefSeq names its product FKBP prolyl isomerase 5 (gene fkbp5). Bases 178 to 1611 code for a protein of 477 amino acids. The record is from RefSeq and is a predicted model, not a curated record. Gene Ontology annotation, molecular function: peptidyl-prolyl cis-trans isomerase activity; protein binding. The transcript has 11 exons. NCBI's taxonomy places the organism in Eukaryota, Metazoa, Chordata, Actinopteri, Cypriniformes, Danionidae.
UGUCUCGUAGAGGCGUAUCGUGUUGAUGAUUAUUGGUGUGGAGAAGUGUAAAAUACUGCCGGUAGAACAUCUAGUACUCUCGCGGUGCUGAGAGGGCGGGCUCAUUCCCCUUUAAGCCGCUACGCACAGGUUGUAUUCGCCGGUGAGACUAAACAGAAGUUGUAUACGGACGGAUAAAUGGUCAAACACAUGAGAGGAAACAACAACAAAAGGAAUAUAUUGGGAACAAGGGCAUGUAUGAGUGGUGAGAUGUCAUCAUUAGAGGAUAUCUUUUCCACGAACCAGUGCCCGACUGCUGUCUUUACCUCCCGAGGCAGUGCUGUCACUCCAAACGGUGACAGUGGAGUAUGCAAGAUUGUGAAACGGCAUGGUGUGGAGGGGGAAAAGCCGAUGAUUGGGGACAGGGUGUUCGUCCACUACACCGGCAGACUCCUCAGUGGAAAGAAGUUUGACUCCAGUCUAGACCGCAAGGAGCCUUUUGUUUUCAAUGUGGGAAAAGGUCAAGUUAUCAAGGCGUGGGACAUCUGUGUGUGUUCCAUGCAGAAAGGAGAGGUGUGUUUGAUGCUCUGCAAGCCUGAAUAUGCAUACGGUUCUGCUGGCAGCCCCCCAAAAGUCCCUCCCAAUUCCACACUCGUGUUCGAGAUCGAGCUCCUGAGCUUCCGAGGGGAGGAGCUUACAGAAGAUGGUGGGAUCGUAAGGAGAAUAAAGGUCAAAGGUGAAGGCUACAGCAAUCCAAAUGAAGGCGCCACUGUCCACGUGCACUUGGAGGGCUGGUGCGGAGGUCGGCUGUUUGAUUCGCGGGAUGUCACCUUUGCGGUGGGAGAAUCGGAGGACGUGGGUGUUCCUUUAGGAGUGGACAGAGCCAUGGAAAAACUCCAAAAGGGGGAAUGCUGUUUAUUAUACCUAAAGCCCAAAUAUGCCUUUGGCAAAGAGGGCAGAAAAGAACACGACAUCGGAUCAAAUGCAGAACUACUAUAUGAAGUGACACUGAAAGACUUUGAAAAGGCCAAAGAAACAUGGGAAAUGGAUCUCAAAGAGAAACUGGAACGUGCUGUUUUAGUCAAACAAAAAGGGACACAGUAUUUCAAGGCAGGACGGUACAACUAUGCUGUAAUUCAGUACCAGCGGAUCGUAAACUGGUUGGAGAUGGAGUGCGGCAAUGGAAAGGAGCAGCUUCAAGCCAUCCAGGCUCUUCUCUUAGUGGCGCAUCUGAAUCUGGCCCUGUGUUACCUACGGCUGCGCGAAUACUCUCAAACAGUGGAGAACUGCAACAAGGUUAUGGAGCUGGACCCCGAAAAUGAGAAAGCUCUGUAUCGGCGAGGCGAAGCGCGUCUGUUACGCAACGAGUUCAGCCUGGCACUGAUGGACUUCAAGCAAGUUUUGCAAGUCAACUCCUUUAACCGCGCAGCCCGCAGCCAAAUCCUCAUCUGCCAGCACAAGAUUCGUGAGCACCAUGAGCGGGACAAGAAAAUCUAUGCAAACAUGUUCCAGAGGUUUGCUGAACACGAUGCUAAGGUGUGCCGAUUGAAACGCAAAAAAGAAGAGAGCGUGAUUUCAGAUCAGAAUAAGCAGGGACUAAAGAGAGCUCGACUCAGUCAGGACGGCUCCUAAAACUCAUCUGACUCUGGAGGCGCGAGACUGGGGGAAUGGCUGGCCCGUUCUCGACUUGAGUCAUGACAGGGGGACAUGGGUAGAGGCAUGGACGUGCCCUCCUUUUUACACCCUGACCUCAUCAUCUCUCAGACAAAUGCUGGGAAAGAUCCUAAUAAAGGUUCAUGGACACGGAGGAGCUGCAAACCUUAAAGACAUUCCUACCAACAACAGAAAAACCAAAGCGCACAAUUCUGUGACCACCCGUAAAAGCUCUAUGCUGCACGCUUCAGCUCUCCGACUGGCAUUCAUCCGCUGCAUUAAUCAAUGGCGAAAGCGAAAGGUUUAAUGUUAUAUGGCAUAACAGACUUGAAUACAGCUGUGUACCCUUACCAUGUACUGUACAGUAUUCAGUCUCCACUUUGUGCAAAUUAGGAGUUCAAGUUUGGGUCGUGUACUGAAGGCUUGACGUUUUAUUAUUAUUAUUUUUUUGUAUCAUACUUUUUGUUUAAGCGAUAUUUAGAUGACCAUAGUGAAUAGCUGGACCUAAAAGUGCAAUCGUCCCUUUGGGGAAAAAACAAAAACUAUUUGCGAAUCUCCCAGCUGUGUUUAUCAUGGAGUCGCAGCAGGCCCACGUUCACAAACACACUGCUUUUUAUUCAUUUGAUACUUUUGAGAGACUUGUGCAUGCUUCUUUACUGCAAACCUGGGAUCGGUUAGUUUCAACCUGCAAACCCUGGUAGAUUUACUUGACUGAAGUUCUAUAUAUUUUUUCCAUUUCAGUGCAAAUGCUUUUUAGACAGAUCUUUUGAUGAGAUAGGAAUAUUUCAACUGUUCUUUUCAGACCCGCUUGUUCGUUUGAUCAAAUACUAACUAGUGUUGUUUGCAUGUUUUCAGUAUGUUUCCCAUGUUUUAGACAGUUUUAAUAAUAAUAAUAAUAAUAAAAAACUGUUUGGUAACUUUUUCUGUUUACAGUUUGAUGCAUUACAGCAGGCCUGUCAAUAAAUAUAUAUAUAUAUAUAAA